AUGGCAUGGUCAGUCAGUCAAGGUGGCCUUGCAGAUUCUCGGCCUGACGUUGUCACAGCCAUAGCGCAACGGGUCAUUGCUUUAUGGAAUCAGGGAGGGCCAGGUUGUCUUCACAGGCAAUCCCAAAGGUUUCUCAAUCCGCUCUAUGACAGAUCCAGGCCAGGAAGACCUGAUCCUUCUUUACGAGAAGCUGUGAACCUUUUGUCAAGUGGAGAGUUGGUAUCCAAUUUGCCAGAGCCACUGAAGACAUAUUUCAUUCGCUGGGUGAGUGGAUUUCGUUUAGUUCGCUGCAUUGAGCGCAAUACGGAAGGCUGCCAUAGUUUGUUGACCAAAUGCUUGCGGAGGGCUCCAGCAGCCAAACCACCCUACAUGUCCCUGGAGCUUCGCUGGUCUGUUCUUAGAGAUGACAUCAAGCAGGUCAAACACCAACCACUGGUUUUGAAGGAGUUGAUGCGAAUGACAGACGGGAUUGAAAGCACUGAAGGUUUCCGCAAGAUCGUCUUGAGCAUUCUCAGGUUGCAAUGCAGUGAUUCUUUGAGGAAGCUUUCACUGCCCAAGCUUGCAGGUUUGUUGUACAGGGAACACCUUAUGUUGAAACAUUCAUCAGGGCAGGAGUUUCAGGAUUUGCUCAAAUCCAAACUUGACGCGGCUUCUUUGGCAAUGGCAUCUUUCAAAGAGCUUGAAGAUAACCCUAGCGGGCCUAGCGAUGACAGUCGAGACAUUUUGAAAAUCAUCUUGCUUGAGCAUAUGCAGGCUCUGUCUUCGGAUGGGUCGGUGGACAUGGUCUUCAGGGGUCCAGAAACACUUCUUGCACAGAAGGGCGUGCUGAUUCCUGUUGGACAAGACUCUGAAAUCGCUUUGGCAGGUCCACGACGAGCAAAGAGACCAAGGCUCUGUGACUAUGGGCAGCCUGGGCAGCCUGGGCCUGGGCCGCCUAGGCCAAUUCUGGACCAGGUCUUGGAAAUUGAGCCAGGUAUUUCGGGUCAGAUUUCAUCAAGGAAAGAGCCAGAGCCCACCAGAAUUGACUCGCGUUGGUUUGGCGCAGCCUCUGCGCAUUCCGUGUCCACUUGCUUGAAUGGUGCAAAGUUAGGUGCUGGCUCAUUCUUCAAGCUCGUGUGUGAGAGGAUGAGCCAUCACACAGUUCAAGGCGAUGAGAUGCCUACAUUUGAUUUCCUGGUUCAGACUUACAAGUCAUUCUUGACAGAAGGAGAUGCGCUUCAUUUGAUACCGGUUGGUUUUCCCGCUGUGUGCAACCUUGGAAAGUUUGCUUUCCAAGAUCUGGUGUCCUCCCUUUCCUUGUGGAAGAUUUCUGGAGCUAAGCAUUUGCCUCCUCAUGAUUGGCAUCCGCAAUGCAAAGAGUUGGUAAUGGCCAUGGUCAAUCAGGGCGCUACGACCAGUGGAUCAGCUAGCCAGUCAUUUUACUGCUCUUCUGAUGUGUUUGCUGGAUCUCAUUUUGAAUACCUGCAAGACAAAGGCUUCAUUAGAUCAUUGCGUCUCAUGGGAGCUCCAGACUCAUACCAAGUCACCCGCAAGCUUCUAGUGCAGGUUUGCGAAGAAAUGGGUCCUAUAAAUUCGUUUGUGAGACCACCUCCUCUUGGAAUGAAAGAGGGCACCAUUGAGUGCUUACGAAGCAGAACACGAUGGGAACUGAUUUUGGUGUUGGAAAGAAAUGGGUGGAAGAGGGCUGUUUCCACAAAAUCCAAAGCAAGCCCUUAUGUCCUUGCAUCAACCAAAGAAUAUUAUUGGAAUCCGAAAGACAGUGGCACAGGGCGCUUGGCACAUGACUACCUAGUGGCACUUGCUCUUGCAGAUGCCUUGCUGUCAUCAGGGCUGAAGAGCUUAGCUCACUUCCAAUCAAAUAAGUAUUACAGUACCGUCCUGCAUUUGUGGGAGAGCUCCCCUUCCAAGCUUGGCCAAGUGGUUCCAAACCAGCCAGCUUACUUGUACAGUGAGUUGCAGAAACGGGAGAAGAAGGUGGCGGACGAGAGGAACAAUGAUGCUUCAGCAUCUCACGCAGACAUUGACUUUGAGGUGGAGCCAGGCAUCAAUCUGCCACUUCCUGCCAGACACCGUGGCCGGGGCAGAGGCCGUGGCCAAGGUGAGGCAAAGGCAAAGGGUAAGGACAGUAGUCUGGAUCCAGACAAUGCAGCCCAGCAAAAUCAAAGCGAUCUGCCUCAGCCUCUGCCACGGCCUCUGCCGCGGUUUCUCCCCCAAAGACAUCAACACAGCUGGCGUUGGAAACAGUGCAGGUGCCUUCAGACACAGACUCAGACACAAUUGCCAAGCCACCAGCAGACAGGCAGCUGCAGAUUCAGCGGUCAUUGA
This is a messenger RNA of Durusdinium trenchii, 2325 nucleotides long. NCBI's taxonomy places the organism in Eukaryota, Dinophyceae, Suessiales, Symbiodiniaceae. The record is from the annotation of a GenBank genome assembly.